Asparagus officinalis (garden asparagus) is the source of this 462-nucleotide messenger RNA. RefSeq names its product putative disease resistance protein RGA4. Gene Ontology annotation, biological process: defense response to other organism. The coding region runs from base 1 to 462 and encodes 153 amino acids. Gene Ontology annotation, molecular function: ADP binding. The record is from RefSeq and is a predicted model, not a curated record. Lineage: Eukaryota; Viridiplantae; Streptophyta; Magnoliopsida; Asparagales; Asparagaceae. The transcript has a single exon.
AUGAAGCCCGUAGCAGAAGAGGAUGAGAGGAGUACUUGUGUAUCUCUUUUCUCCAUUGCGGGCCAUGGAGGAGUGGGGAAGACCACCCUCACACAACUCGUCUUUGAUGAUGAGAGCUUAGACAAAUGUUUCAAAUCAAAAAUCUGGGUUUGUAUCUCCUUUCCCUUCAUUUUCAAUGCCAAAAAGGUCAUGAAAGAUAUGAUAGAAUAUGCUACAGGAAGUAAACCUGAAGUUGGGGGACUUGGCGCCCUGUUGGAAGCUCUUAAGAAACUGGUAUCAUGUGGGAAAUUUCUCCUUGUGUUAGAUGAUGCUUGGGAUGAUGAUGAUAUGUUUGCUUGGGGUAAAUUGUUUGCUUCUUUGAGGAGUGGACAAAGAGCAAGCAAAAUCUUAUUAACUACUAGAAAGGAAAGUGUUGCAGACAUGGCUUCAUCGGCUUUGGGAGGAUUGAUAAGUAUUCAAUGA